Molecule: messenger RNA, 1104 nt
Organism: Arachis ipaensis
Lineage: Eukaryota; Viridiplantae; Streptophyta; Magnoliopsida; Fabales; Fabaceae
Biological process (GO): proteolysis
Molecular function (GO): aspartic-type endopeptidase activity
Source: RefSeq, a predicted model, not a curated record
AUGAAGAAGUCAGUCAAGUCGUGGCUGCCAACAAGCGGCAGCCCUCCGACAAUCAACCUUGGCAGCACGGUGGCGGAGAAAGGAAAAAGGAGCAUGCCAGAGACGGCGGUCCGAGCAAGACGUCCAGGCCGUUUUCCCGAGUCGGGAAGUUCACCAAUUAUACCCCAUCUCCGUCCCCAUCAUGGAAGUUUAUCAGCAGAUAGCCGAGAAGGGAAUUUUGUCGAAGCCCUGACCUCUAAAGGACCGAACCGGGGGAAAAAAAUCCUCUAUUGCGAUUAUCAUAAGGGCUAUGGACAUAAGACACAUGAUUGUUUCGACCUGAAGGACGCGCUAGAACAAGCGAUCCGGGACGAAAAACUGGCCGAAUUCUCCCAUCUCAUCAGGGAGCCGAGAAGACGAGAUCGCGACCGCGAGGAAGAGGAAAAGACCCGUGCAGUGAAGCGACGUCAUGAGCCAGAGGACAACGAGCACGACCUUACCAUAGUGAACGUGGUAACAGCAAGAGACGCAGCUCCAAGGUCAAGGUCGGCACACAAGAAAGACACCAAAGUCCUGGCGAUUUCCUCAUCUUCCGUGCGAAGCUCCAAGAGGGUUCCACCCAUCUCAUUCAGUCCGGACGACCAAUGGUUUGAUGAGGUCGCGGAAAACCCCCCCAUGGUCAUCAUGGCCAGAGUGGGAACCGGCCUCAUCAAGCGGAUCCUCGUGGACACCGGGGCUGACUCGAACAUCAUGUUCCACAACGUGUUCGAUGCCUUGGGCCUAUGGGAUGCCGAUUUAAAGACUCAUCAGCACGGUGUUGUAGGCUUGGGCGACCACUUCAUCAAGUCAGACGGGAUAAUCUCUCUACCGAUAUCCGUAGGACUAGGACGGGGGCGAAGAUCGGUAAUGGCUGAGUUCGUAGUUCUGCGAGACUCCUCAGCCUACAACGUCAUCCUAGGAAGGAAGACUAUCAACGACCUCGGGGCAGUGAUCAGCACAAAGAUGUUGGUAAUGAAGUUCAUCGCUGAUGACGGAUCCGUGGGAUCCAUAAAAGGAGACUUGGAAAUGGCAGUCGCUUGCGACAAUGCCAGUCUCUCCUUAAGGAAGAAAUUUAGAGAGGCAUAA